GACACCUGGCAGCCGCGGGGUUUCCCUGGGCGCGGGACAGGGGCUCGGUACUCACUCUGGGAGGGAGACGGGGACGGGCUGGAGGGGGAGGUGGUGUGUGAAAGAGAAAGUAAAACUUUGCUUCCUCGUUGCUGAACGGAGCCAGAGACGCAUCACAGGGUGAGAUAUCUCUACUAAACACAAGAACCAUCCAGAUCUGUAAUCCAGAGAGACUCAGAUUUGAUCAUUAAAGGAAAUGGCUGAAAAAAUCGCUCACCAUCAAUGAUUAACCAAUGAAGGAGGUCCGUGAACUUGAAGUCAGAUUCAGACAUUGUUGAAAGGAGACACGACGACGUUUCACUGUGAGAAAUCUGAGGAAUAAUGUUGCACCUGGACUGAGAAAAGACAAAUGAAUGGAAAUAUAAUUUGCUGAGUCUUUCUUUUUUUAAGAACUAUUUGAAAAAGUCAGAGAAAUGGCUGAAAAGAUUGUUCUUAAUCUAAUCUAAUAAAAGGAGAGAAAGUGAAACUUAAAGCGUUCAGAGAUCCCGUCGCUUCCUCGUUGCUGAACGGAGCCAGAGACGCAUCACAGGGUGAGAAAUCUCUACUAAACACAAGAACCAUCCAGAUCUGUAGUUAACAGCCUCAGAUUUAGAAAUUAGAGGAAAUGGCUGAAAAAAUCGCUAUUGUUGAAAGUUACCUGAGCUGCCAUGUUUGUUCAGAGACCUUCAGAGAUCCCGUGUCUCUGAGCUGCAACCACAGCUUCUGUUCAAGCUGCCUGCAGCGAUUCUGGGAACAAGCUGGAAACAAGAACUGUCCCAUUUGUAAAAGAAAAUCCUCUAAAGACAAUAUUGAGGUGAAUUUUCAAUUGAAGGAACUCGCUGACGUGUUUGCUGGGAGACAGAAGACUGGAUCAACUGAGACAGAAAGAGCAGAGAAGAAGGUGGAGGUGGUGAGUUGUGAACAUGGAGAAGAGACUAAACUGUUCUGUGAGGACGAGCAGAAAGCUGUGUGUCCUGUCUGUGAGUUCUCUCUCCACCAGAGUCACAAGGUGGUUCCUCUAGAACAAGCAGUCAGGAACCUGAAGGACCAGCUGAGAUCUGACUUGGAGUCUCUGCAGGACAAGAAGAACAAACACCAACAAGUGAAGAAAACAUACAAUGAAGUGAUUCAACUCUCCAAGAAGCAGCUGGUGUCCACAGAGAAGAAGAUCAGAGCAGAGUUCAACAAGCUCCACCAGUUCCUGAGAGAGGAAGAGGAGUCCAGACUGGCAGCUCUGAGGGAGGAAGAGGAGCAGAAGAGGAAGACCAUCAACAGAGAGAUGAAGAUGAUUGAGGAGCAGAUCUCCUCUCUGUCAGACAGCAUCUCUGCUGCUGAAGAAGACCUGCAGAAACACAAGGUGUCGUUCCUCAGCAGUUAUAAAGCCACUCAGACCAGAGCCAGAGUCCAGAGCUCACUGACAGAUCCACAGCUGCUCUCAGGAGCUCUGAUAGAUGUGGCCAAACACCUGGGCAACCUGUCCUUCAGAGUCUGGGAGAAGAUGAAGGACCAGGUCCACUUCAGUCCUGUCAUUCUGGACCCAAACACUGCAUGUGACAUUCUCUAUCUGUCUGAUGAUCUGACCAGUGUGAGACGUGGAGGCACAGACCAGCAGCUUCCUGAUAAUCCAGAGAGAUUCACUAGGUAUUUAAAUGUUCUGGGUUCUGAGGGCUUCAGCUCAGGGAAACACAGCUGGGAGGUGGAGGUGGGAGACCAUCCUCAGUGGGUAUUAGGUUUGGUUAAAGAGUCAGUUGACAGGAAGGGAGAGAAAUAUGCUUCACCAAAAGAUGGAAUCUGGUGUUUAGUUCAUCGCAGUGGAAAAUACACUAAUGGAGCUGGUCAGACUGUCAAAGUGAAGAAGAGUCUCCAGAAGAUCAGAGUCCAGCUGGACUAUGACAUGGGGGACGUGUCCUUCUACGACCCUGAAGACAUGACUCACAUCUACACUCACAGAGACACUUUCACUGAGAAACUCUUCCCAUUUUUUUGUAUUGGAAAGUCUGGUGAUGCUAAAACUACUGAUAUCAAGAUCUGUCAAACUGAUGUUUCUCUGUGAUGUUCAGUGAAGGUGGUGAGGUCAAAGUGACUCAUCAGCACGUUUAUUAUAGUUUUUGUUGUUGUAUUCUUCACAAUUUUUAAAAUUAAAGAAUGAGAAACUAAAGCAUAAAUAAUCAGAACUAUGUGUGAGGGAUAAUGUUCUAAAUAGUGGUUUUGGUGUAAAUUUACAGUACAGACGAGUCGAUUUACUGUGAUCAUUUUAUUUUGAAAUGUAUUACUAGUUUUUUUCUAAGAGCAACAACGUUAAGAUUACAUUAAAAUGCUUUAGUUUUAAAUCACGUCAUAAAGCUUCAUCUUACUUUAUUUAUCUAACAUUAAUCAACUUCUUUAUUGUGGUUCAUAUUAAACUUUUCAGUUUCAUGAAUAAAUGGUUUGGUUUUAUUUGCAGUUUUUAUUGCUGAUGAUGCAGAAUAAUGUUAAAUUUAUAUCUUUCCAAACAAAUCUUUAACAUAUACAGUUCAUGUAGAACAAGAAUUUAAUUAUUUUUACUCCAACAAGGUGGAGACAAAGUUCACAUUUUGGUUGCAGACUGUCUUCAUCACAUUCUGACCUCUGUUCAGGGUCUGGUAGAAAAUGUCUGUAUUUCUGAUCCUUCAGAACAUUUCUAUCCAUCUCUCAGGGUUCAAUCCAGGAGACAAUCACAAGAGAAUCCACCUCUGGAUCAGAUACUUAGUUUAUAAAUUGUUAAUCUAUUAUCUCUGAAAUCAAAUAAACAAAUCAAUCACCUGCUUUUUUUUAACUGCAGCUUG
Pungitius pungitius (ninespine stickleback) is the source of this 2822-nucleotide messenger RNA. Its product is annotated as zinc-binding protein A33-like. Gene Ontology annotation, cellular component: cytoplasm. Gene Ontology annotation, molecular function: ubiquitin protein ligase activity; protein binding; zinc ion binding. Bases 644 to 2071 code for a protein of 475 amino acids. The transcript has a single exon. Gene Ontology annotation, biological process: protein ubiquitination. The record is from RefSeq and is a predicted model, not a curated record. Lineage: Eukaryota; Metazoa; Chordata; Actinopteri; Perciformes; Gasterosteidae.